AGGGACUCACACUCAAUCUCGCCCAUAUCGUUUUGGUUCACUUUGCGUGAUGAUCCCAAAACCGAACAUGAGUUUAGGUUAAAUUUUAAUUCCAUAGUAAUUUAACGAUCAGACCUCGCAACAUUUGCCGCGCUCUCCACUUUACAAGUAUGUGACUUGUCUCCAGUGGCAACAUUUUAAAUCCCCGGUUUUACUCGCAAAAGCAGCACUAGGUGACUAAUUUUAGAGUGUGCAAGUUUUGUCAACGGCAUUUAAUCAAGAUGGGGACGCUCUUAGUAAUUACAACUUUCUUGACGCUUUUCUGCACAAUGCAUACGGUUCACGCGGAUGCCGAGGCAGAUAUUCCAAUACCGGAUUUAGAGAGCAGCUCUCCCGAUUUAGAGAGCAGCUCUCCCGAUUCAAAGAACUCCGAAGCGGAGUCCCAGUCCGUCUUGGAUCUCCUUAAUGAGGGGGAAGAGAAGUUGGUAACCGGAUAUUACAAGGACGCGGUACUGGUUCUCGGGAACACAGGCUCGGGGAAGAGCACCCUGACUCAGUUCAUCACCGGGAAUGACCUUAACAUGACCUCGUACGAGACCGAGGAGGGAACGGGUGACUACGUAAUCCAGGACACCUCCGGUAGGAUCAGCAACGGAUCCGCCACCAUGUCAUGGACGAUCUACCCCGAGGCAAUGCUGGAUAGGAAAUCCGGAACGAUAUUCUUCGACUGUCCCGGGUUCAGCGAUACCAGGAGCGUUGCUCACGACAUCGCGGCCACCUACUUCACGAAAAAGACGAUCGAGAACAUCGGAAGAGUCAAACUGCUUUUCACCGUGGGCUAUUCUGCAGUUAGGAUCGGGCAGGACAGGAAUGACUUCAUGGAGCUCGCCGAACACGCCGUCACCAUGGUCAAAAAUCUCGACAAGCUCCAGGACAGCAUCGCGCUUGUGGUCACCAAAGUUGAGAAUCACAAAUCUGGAGGGAAAACUGUGUCCGACGCGAAAAUCAUCCAGUCCGUCGCCGGGUAUUUGACGAAGGCGAAGAGUGAACUUCAGCGAAAAAUUCAAAGCACGAGUAUGUCGACGGAAAGGGAACAACUGCUUGCGGCCGUUAUUAGAUUCAUCGGAGUACUCUUGCAGAAAGAUGGCAAUACGUAUUCGAGGCUAGGUAUUUUCAGGAAACCGGACGAUGUUGGUCCCCUUCAAUCGGUCCAUUCACUACGGGAGAGUAAGAAGCCCCUGGAAAGAAUUAUCCACCAGAAUAUCGCGUUUACAGCACACGAGGUGAAAGAUUUUGGCUACACGAUUUCUUCCAAUUCUAAGACUGUCAUACACGAAUUGGUUGAGAAAAUUAAAGACAACAUGGCCUCAGAUGUUUCACGGUUGAAACGAGAGAUGGAAGAGCUAUUCCUUUCUUGUGAAAAGACAGCAAGUGAUGUUCUAGGCUUGAAAAAUACAUUCCAGCGAGCGUAUGAAGCACUUUCUGGGACGUGUCAAAACGUGACGAGACCUCAGGAUUUUGUCAAACGUCUCAUCAGGAACACGAGAAUUUUGAACAUCUCUUUGUCGCAAGGCCCAAUUACAAAUAUUGAAAAACAGAGUCGAUACCUAGAAUUCUUCUUAAAUUUCGGCGCACGAGAAAUUCUACCUUUAGAAUAUGCUCAAGACUUCCCAAACUUACUGGAAUAUUUGAGCUCAACUGAAAAUUAUUACAAGGUUUUAGUGUAUCUGUCCAAUGCGUUGACAAAUUGUGAUUUGACCAUCGCGGAUAACAUCGAAAGGGUCGUAUCUUUCGCAAAAAUCCCCUACGACCAAUCAGAUUUCUCGAGAAAAGAACGGAAACGAAUUGUAGAGCUUAUGUUCGCAAGUAUAUCGCUGCCACAAAAAGACCAAGAUAUCCUCCAGACGGAGUACACAAAAAUUAGAGACAUAGAGUUUAACGAGCCUAAAUUGAAGAAACUGGAGCAAAUCUGGAAUGCGGUGGAGCUGACGAAAAUGGAUUUGUUCUGCGACCUAACCGGGAGGCGAGUAACGAUGCAGAGUAGCUGCUUGCGGCUGAGCAAUUUCAUCAAUACCCUCGAUAAUUUAUGCCCGAGGGCAAAAUUCAUAGAGAUUUUUGCCUUGGAGAAAGUUUUCAUCGAUUCCGAUCUGAAGCUAACUGGACGAGAGGCUCAAGUCUCGAUCAUAGCGCCUGUAUUGGAGGUUGUGGGGGCCCGGGAAAUCGUGCUGAACGGCCUUGAUGGGAACAGAACGUACUCACAGCAAAAAGCAGGACGGACCAAAGAACUUGUUAAUCAAACAGGGUAUAUUAGAUCCACUGGUUUAGGAGCGUAUGGCCCAACAUCCCGCACAGUUUACACGGAGACAGGAGAAAAUGGCGCCGAUGGGGCGGACGGCUCCCCCGCCGGAAGCUUUCUCGGCAUCGCAGAGAGGAUUAUCAACGGGAGGUUGCUCCACAUUUUCUCCAUCGGGGGCACGGGGGGGCCCGGCCAAGAUGGCGGCGACGGCGGGGCAGGCGCCGCGGGAACCACCCCGGAGUGGGGCAUGAUCUCGGAAUCUGACAACCUCGUGUCCGACAGUCACUGCUGGGAUGACACAGGGUUUUGGGCCACUAUCGGCACCAAAAGCUUCGACGUUCAUUGCUCCGUCAGCGGUUUCAACUGCAUCGAUGGAGGCGACGGCGGAGAUGGUGGAGCGGGGGGGAUGGGCGGUAGAUCCGGCCAAGUUGUCCUCAUCGGCAAUGGUCAAGAUGGGAUCUCCCGCACUGUCCUCAAUGGGGAACCUGGCAGGGCUGGAACCGGUGGGCACGGUGGAACAGCCGGCCCGCGAGGAAAGCUCCGCAUUUUCCGCGUUUAUGAGUGGAUUCUUGGGGUUCGCCCUAAGAUCGAGACGAGGGGGCAGUCGGACCUCAAGGACUGUUCGGCCGGGGAGAACGGUUCGUCCGUCCUUUCAAAGGCUCCACUUUCUCCCGCGGAGGAGAAUAAGCUCUCGCCCGGAAUAACCGUCGAUAGGUACAAAGAAUUCCUGCGAGGGAAUUUGAAUUCCAGUUUGAUAUCCACCAACCUGAGUAAAUUCCUGGGAGAGACCUUGGAGGGCGACAAGGCAGUUAAGGAUCUUUACGGCUAUAGUUUACGGCCCUGAAGCCGCAGCAGCUGCGAUACUGGAGCCGUAAUGCUAGAAUUGUCUUUAAAUUUUUCAUUUCCAUGGCUGAAGAGCAAAAUCUUUAUUGCGGCCUUUCAAAAUUUCCGCGCCUUCGAAGAGAAAUAACCUCACUUCUCAGACAGCAACUUAUACAGAAUAUUCAGCUGGCAGAAGAAACAUCAAGGCAGUGUUCAGGGAAUUUUAAAGAUAUCAGGAUACUACGUUUCAUGAAAAUCUUAAUUUAUUAAGCAUUAUGAACAAGUAAGAAAUAUAUGAAUUAAGUACUUUGAACGAA
Bemisia tabaci is the source of this 3414-nucleotide messenger RNA. Lineage: Eukaryota; Metazoa; Arthropoda; Insecta; Hemiptera; Aleyrodidae. The record is from RefSeq and is a predicted model, not a curated record.